This is a messenger RNA of Aspergillus saccharolyticus JOP 1030-1, 1886 nucleotides long. RefSeq names its product undecaprenyl diphosphate synthase family protein. Gene Ontology annotation, cellular component: endoplasmic reticulum; membrane; lipid droplet. Gene Ontology annotation, molecular function: ditrans,polycis-polyprenyl diphosphate synthase [(2E,6E)-farnesyl diphosphate specific] activity. The coding region runs from base 471 to 1655 and encodes 394 amino acids. The transcript has 2 exons. Lineage: Eukaryota; Fungi; Ascomycota; Eurotiomycetes; Eurotiales; Aspergillaceae. The record is from RefSeq and is a predicted model, not a curated record.
UGAUCCUUGGCCUACUCUACUAACUAUUGGUCUUUGAUCUCACUCAGUCUUAUUCCAAUUGUUUGAUCCCUGAGUUCUCCUGUUUGGCUUGAAAUCUCGUGCUUGAGGUCUAUUCGAUUUCUCCAUCAAGUGACUUGCGUGGCCUGGUGACCGCCUCUCUUGCCACCAAAAAUUUCCCUUUUUUUCAAAAAGAAACAGCCUUGUAGCCUGCCUACCCAUGGGCACGGUCCUAUCAGUCAGGACCACAUUGUGAUACCGUCUCUCUGCACUCUAUUGCAGACUGUCAUUGUCUUCAGUUCAUCUCCUUGAGGCGUCCAGUUUCCGCUCGUGUAUAAUCAAUUGUGGUAAUUUCGACAACGCCGCCAGUGCCGACCCGAUCAUCGCCUAACCCCCGGCCGCGUCGCGAAAUCCCCGCGGCUUCUGCUUCCGCCAGAGACUCGUGUGCUUGCAAUCCAAACAAACGACACAUUAUGUCGACCUCGAUACAUCUGUCGCGGUUCAGGAAAUGGCUUCUGGCCUCCCCACCAAUGGAGUUCGUCAUUGCGCAACUCCGGGAACUGUUGGUUGGGGCAAUCAGGCAGGGUCCAGUUCCACAGCAUAUCGCUUUUGUCAUGGACGGGAACCGGAGAUUUGCGCGGUCACAUGGCAUUGAGACCGUGGAGGGGCACAAUAUGGGGUUCGAGGCGCUGGCAAGAAUUCUCGAAGUAUGCUACAAAAGCGGAGUCAAGGUAGUCACGAUCUACGCGUUCAGCAUCGAGAACUUCAAGCGGUCGAAAUUCGAGGUGGAUGCCUUGAUGGAGAUGGCUAGGGUCAAGCUUUCCCAGAUGGCGCAGCACGGAGAGAUUCUAGACCGCUACGGCGCCAAGGUACGGGUCUUGGGUCGUCUAGACAUGCUGAAGCCCGACGUUCUGGCUGCCGUCAAUCGAGCAGUCGAGAUGACGAGCGGGAACGGCGAGCGCAUUCUCAACAUCUGCUUUCCUUACACCUCGCGUGACGAGAUCACGGGAGCCAUUCGGGACACAGUGUCGGCUUACAGCCAGCCCCUACCGGCGGACCGCCCUUCAGUGGCUAGCCAGCGUACACCCUUCUCCGAGACGCAUAUCACGCAGAACAUUCGAGCCCAGGCGCAGCACACGAAAGCGGACGAUCCCCCUAGCGAUAUUGAGACUGCCUCGGAAUCUUCGGGCGAGGACGGUAGCCUAAAAACCCACCAUUCGAACCAGGUCUAUGAAUCCGGCUCAUCGUUCUCGUCUUCAUCCACUCUGCAUCUCGGCGGACAAACGGACGCAGCCAACGGACGGGAGAACUCGCCCAGAAAGGAGAGGGCGGUGUACAUGUCCCCAGAAACGAUUACUCGUCAGACCUUAACGGAACACAUGUUCACGGGGGACAACCCUCCCUUGGAUCUACUGGUCCGCACGUCGGGGGUGGAACGUCUCAGCGACUUUAUGCUCUGGCAAUGCCACGAGGAGACCGAGAUUGUCUUUCUGGAUGUGCUGUGGCCCGACUUUGACCUCUGGCAUUUCCUGCCUGUGUUGUUGGGCUGGCAGCGGCGGAUCUCCAAGGCGAAGAAGAACCCGGACGCGGAAGGAGACUUCGACGGUGAGAGUUACGAGCCGGCUGAAGAUAGCAAUGGCAAGAUCAAAGGCUUGUAGUCAGGACUGCGAUCUGCACAUAUAUUAUCAGAAUCCCCAGGAGUGGAGUUUGGAGUUUGCAUUUUGAGGCAGCACUUGGACUGAUAUUCCCCCGUGUUCUUUUUCUUUAAUUCUUUUUUCUUUUCUUUAAUGCCUUCUUGCGUGUUACUCAUUUAUAGCGUGAUGCUAGAAAAGUGGACGAUGGGCGUGUAUAUACGCAUGCAUACAGAGACAUACACAUCAUAGAGAUGG